ACUUCCAUGGCUCCUUGUUACAUUCUUCCUGCCACAGACGAGGAGCGUGGUUUACCUAAAAUCCUACAGCUCUUGGAUGUUUCAGUUGACAGAAUUCCUUUUUUAUUUAAUUGCAUGUUCUGCUUGCUUCUGCUGAGUAAAGCCUGGGAAGGAGAAUUGGAUAUUACAGUUCCUGUGUUUCUGUUAGUGGUAGAGUAUUGCCAUGGAGCCCUCCCUGCAGAGGCUGGAGCCUCUUUGAGGAUGACUAUGGAUGAGAAAUAUGUGAACAGCAUUUGGGAUCUUCUGAAAAAUGCAAUCCAAGAGAUCCAGCGUAAGAACAAUAGCGGUCUCAGUUUUGAGGAGCUGUAUAGGAAUGCAUAUACAAUGGUGUUACAUAAACAUGGUGAAAAACUCUACACUGGACUAAGAGAAGUGGUCACUGAGCAUCUAAUAAACAAGGUGCGAGAAGAUGUGUUAAACUCCUUGAAUAACAACUUUCUACAAACACUAAACCAAGCGUGGAACGAUCAUCAAACAGCAAUGGUGAUGAUUAGAGACAUUCUGAUGUAUAUGGACCGUGUGUAUGUGCAACAAAAUAAUGUGGAGAACGUCUACAAUUUGGGCUUGAUUAUUUUUCGAGAUCAAGUAGUUCGCUACGGCUGCAUUAGGGAUCACCUGCGGCAAACUCUGCUGGAUAUGAUUGCAAGAGAAAGGAAAGGAGAAGUUGUAGACAGAGGCGCAAUAAGAAAUGCUUGCCAGAUGUUAAUGAUUCUAGGUCUUGAAGGAAGGUCAGUCUAUGAAGAAGACUUUGAGGCUCCAUUUUUGGAGAUGUCUGCAGAAUUUUUUCAGAUGGAAAGUCAAAAAUUUUUAGCUGAAAACAGUGCUUCUGUAUAUAUAAAGAAAGUAGAAGCUAGAAUUAAUGAAGAAAUAGAACGGGUGAUGCAUUGUCUGGAUAAAUCAACAGAAGAACCUAUUGUGAAAGUUGUUGAGAGGGAGCUUAUUUCCAAGCAUAUGAAAACUAUAGUGGAAAUGGAGAACUCUGGGCUAGUUCAUAUGCUGAAAAAUGGGAAGACAGAAGACCUUGCUUGCAUGUACAAGUUGUUCAGCCGUGUGCCAAAUGGUCUGAAGACGAUGUGCGAGUGCAUGAGCUCAUACCUGCGAGAGCAGGGCAAAGCACUAGUGUCUGAAGAGGGAGAAGGAAAGAAUCCAGUUGACUAUAUUCAGGGUUUACUGGAUUUGAAGAGUAGGUUCGAUCGCUUCCUUCAAGAAUCUUUCAAUAACGAUCGACUCUUCAAACAGACUAUUGCGGGUGACUUUGAGUACUUCCUCAACCUCAACUCCAGGUCUCCAGAGUACCUCUCAUUAUUUAUUGAUGAUAAGCUGAAAAAGGGAGUCAAGGGACUAACAGAGCAAGAAGUAGAAACUAUAUUGGAUAAGGCAAUGGUUUUAUUCAGGUUUAUGCAAGAGAAAGAUGUUUUUGAACGCUAUUACAAGCAGCACUUGGCAAGAAGACUUCUCACCAACAAGAGUGUUUCAGAUGACUCUGAGAAAAACAUGAUAUCCAAAUUAAAGACUGAAUGUGGAUGUCAGUUCACAUCUAAACUGGAAGGAAUGUUCAGGGACAUGAGCAUCUCAAAUACAACGAUGGAUGAGUUCAGGCAACAUCUUCAGGCAACAGGGGUCUCAUUAGGUGGUGUUGAUCUUACAGUGCGUGUCCUCACAACAGGUUACUGGCCUACCCAGUCAGCCACACCAAAGUGUAACAUCCCUCCAGCUCCCAGACACGCUUUUGAAAUAUUUAGAAGAUUUUAUUUAGCCAAACAUAGUGGGCGACAGCUGACACUCCAGCAUCACAUGGGUUCUGCAGAUCUCAAUGCCACUUUCUAUGGGCCUGUCAAAAAGGAAGAUGGCUCAGAAGUUGGCGUAGGAGGUGCCCAAGUAACUGGCUCAAAUACACGGAAGCACAUAUUGCAAGUGUCCACUUUCCAGAUGACGAUAUUAAUGCUCUUUAACAACAGAGAAAAAUACACAUUUGAGGAAAUUCAACAAGAAACUGAUAUCCCCGAAAGAGAACUGGUUAGAGCCCUACAGUCCCUUGCAUGUGGCAAACCAACACAACGUGUUCUCACAAAAGAGCCUAAAUCAAAAGAAAUAGAAAAUGGUCAUAUAUUUACAGUGAAUGAUCAGUUCACAUCUAAGCUACACAGGGUCAAGAUUCAGACGGUUGCUGCCAAACAAGGAGAAUCUGAUCCAGAAAGGAAAGAAACAAGGCAGAAAGUAGAUGAUGACAGAAAACAUGAGAUAGAAGCUGCUAUAGUUCGGAUAAUGAAAUCUAGAAAGAAGAUGCAACACAACGUGCUAGUAGCAGAGGUAACUCAGCAGCUGAAGGCCCGAUUCUUACCAAGUCCAGUUGUUAUUAAAAAACGUAUUGAAGGACUUAUUGAGAGAGAAUAUUUGGCACGAACACCUGAGGAUCGCAAAGUAUACACUUACGUAGCAUAAAAUGCGUUCAGAAAAUUUGAUUUAUUCUUGGACUAUACUCUUCGCAUGAACUGGGAAGUUCUUUUAAAUCAUUAAUAUUAAGACGACCAUCUCUUCUAUGAAAUUACAGUACAUGUUCUAGACCAUUCGGAUCAAGCCUUUUACUCCUUUUGAGAGUUUUCAACCUGAAUUGAUUGAGCUUCAGGCUUUUCAACGUUAUCCCUGUAGAGAUCAUCCUUACAAUUCUUCGGGAAAAUGUGAAUGUGCCGCGUUUGUUUUCAAUACUGUAUGAAAACAGAGAAAUAAAAACAAAUUUAGAAAAUACAGCUCAUUUAAAAAAAUAAAAUUGUUGGAAUUUCAUUUCCCCAGAU
Lepidothrix coronata (blue-crowned manakin) is the source of this 2831-nucleotide messenger RNA. RefSeq names its product cullin 3 (gene CUL3). Gene Ontology annotation, cellular component: Cul3-RING ubiquitin ligase complex. Gene Ontology annotation, molecular function: ubiquitin protein ligase binding. Gene Ontology annotation, biological process: protein ubiquitination; ubiquitin-dependent protein catabolic process. Bases 7 to 2481 code for a protein of 824 amino acids. The transcript has 16 exons. Lineage: Eukaryota; Metazoa; Chordata; Aves; Passeriformes; Pipridae. The record is from RefSeq and is a predicted model, not a curated record.